AUGUACAUGUCGUUAAAAACCCCCAUAGAAUGCAUGCCUGCUUGCCGUAACCCAACCCCAACGAAUGGAAGGGGUAUGCAAAAAAUGAACAUACAAAAGAAAAAAGAGAGAGCACAUCGUCAUCACGUUAUUCGAUCGAUGAUGGCCAGCAUCAUGAAGAAGUCAGUUUGUCUGUUGGUUGUUGGUUGUGGUCGUUGGUUUUGGCCCCCCCCCGAGUUACCAACUGGCCUAGGCAGCAGUGCCAAACGGAGCUCAAGCAACACAGGCGAACUCAGAUAUGCCCCUUCCAUCUACUUUGAGAAGAAAAAGAAGAGAAAAGGCAUGCAGUGCUCAAAGCCGUGCGUGCGAGCUCAUCUAGGCACCCACUCAGUGCCGUGGCGGCGUUGGGGGCCGUGUUUCUUGUUCCUUCAAGGUCGAGAGUCCAGUCUCCAUGUGCGGUGGUGGACAUCAACGUAUCCCCGUAAGUUAGACCAGGUCGAAGCCCAUCUAGGGCCGUCCUUGCUGCAAGUCAUGGGGCGCAUGUCCGUGGAAUCUCGAUCCAUCGUCGUGUGA
Trichophyton rubrum CBS 118892 is the source of this 552-nucleotide messenger RNA. RefSeq lists its product as uncharacterized. The record is from RefSeq and is a predicted model, not a curated record. The transcript has a single exon. Bases 1 to 552 code for a protein of 183 amino acids. Lineage: Eukaryota; Fungi; Ascomycota; Eurotiomycetes; Onygenales; Arthrodermataceae.